CAGAAUGAUGGCGAUGGAUGGGACGCCAUUGGGGAUGAUACAUCCAAGGGAAAGAAAGGUAAAAAGAACAAGAAGGACAAGAAAAAGAAGAAGGGAGGUGCUGCAGAGGAGGCCGCGCCCAACCUGACUCCUCCAUCCACGCCACCUCCCCAGAACUCGAAGCCGGAAGAGGAAGCCGCCAAUCCUGCUUCUGAAGCCAACGCAGUGUCUGAGGAUGCCACCCCAGCUCCUGAGACCGUAGAGGCACUUCCUGCUGCGGAGCCAGCUGAAACUGCGGUAGCGACAUCAUCGCCUACCGAAAGCUGGGAGCACACUGCGCCUACGCUUCCAGAAGAGGGGGCAGACGUUCCUGGCAAACAGGACAACAACGAACAGAAGGAAGAGACACAGCAGAAGGAGAGUGAAGAGUCCAAAGAGCACCCGGGGGCCACGACCAGACGACAGACGGGUCCGAUGAUCGACACCUCUUUCGCCAGGCAGCAGUACUCCCGGAUGAAUGAGAAAGGAACCAGUCUCUGGGAUGAGUUCUCAGCCAUCGACUACGUCGACCCCCGCUCUUGCUCCGUGACGAGGCCUCCAAGUGUCAUGUCUGCCCGGUCCCCGUUUGAGCUGCCAUACCUGGUCUUCCAUGCCAAGCUGUACGUCUUUGCAACCCGAUACCUGAUCCCUGCGCUGGCCCAGCUCUGUCUUCGCAAGCUCCAUCGCGACCUGCUGUACCUGGGAUUCGCGGAAUCGAGCAUCGAGAAUGAGGACGAGGAGCAGCACAGCCUCAACACCACCAAGGCCAGAAAGGUCCUUGAUCUCCUGCAUUACACGUACACCAAGACUACUCGCCUGGAGCCGAUCACCCCCACGUCCGCUACACAGCUGCGGGACAACGAGCUACGGAAGCUGGUCGUGCACUUUGCUGCCUGCAAGGUGCGCGAUUUGGCGGCCUACUCUCCGCCAGUAGAUCCGUCGAGCAAGCCAUUGAAGCCUUCAGCGCGGGGCUUCCGUGCCUUGCUGGACACCACCACCGAGCUUGCUUCGGACCUGGUGUAUCGGAUGAUGAUGUGA
Messenger RNA from Aspergillus niger, 1056 nucleotides. RefSeq lists its product as uncharacterized. The transcript has a single exon. Lineage: Eukaryota; Fungi; Ascomycota; Eurotiomycetes; Eurotiales; Aspergillaceae. The annotation marks the transcript as partial. The record is from RefSeq and is a predicted model, not a curated record.